Molecule: messenger RNA, 796 nt
Organism: Dendrobium catenatum
Lineage: Eukaryota; Viridiplantae; Streptophyta; Magnoliopsida; Asparagales; Orchidaceae
Exons: 4
Coding region: 16-597 (193 amino acids)
Source: RefSeq, a predicted model, not a curated record
CUUUUUCUUGUUUCUAUGCAGAUAUUGCCUUCGCAUCAUGAAGAGUACAAAGAGAUGUGCUCAAUUAAUCUUGAUUCUCAUAAGAAGGCAAUGGAGAUGGAUGUGGGAAUGAAGCACAUGCAGCAGGCUCUUAUUGAGAGCGAAACAGAUGCUGAGCAUCUCCUUCUAGCUCGAAACCAGCUUGUUGAAAAUGACAAGCUAAGAAACGGGAAUAGAGAAGCCUUAACUGCACUCCGCAAGAUUGCUCGCACAACAAAAUCCAGUGUUCCAUCUCCUUUUGAUAAAAUUAUGGAAGAGCUAUCUGGAGCAGAUUCAAGACCUUUAGUGAAAGAAAUUUGCCCAACAUGUGGAGAUCAUGACCCCAAGCAACAUACCUGGAUUAUGUUACCGGGUUCUGACAUUUUUGCUCGCAUGCCUUUUCAUGCAGUUCACACAAUUUUAGAAAAAGAUCAAGAAAGACUAGAUUACAACACCAAGACACUGCAGAGUUAUGUGAAGGAGAAAUCCUUCACCUUAUCUGAAAGAGGAGCUCUUGCAGAUAAGAUUAAUCCUGGCAUUCUCAAGUCCCUGGUCACAUUAAAAGAUGAGCAUAAAUGAACUGCAGUAUCUUUUGCUUGCUUGUCUUCUUGAAUCUCCAGUUUUCUUCAGAAAUGUAACGGCUACUUGUAUUUUUAAAUUUCCAUUUUUUAUGUGGAGUGCUGUUCUUUUUAAUAAGUGGAGGAUCAUUACGUUACAAUUGUUGUGCAGAAUUCCAACUUGAUCUGUGUGGUAAGAGAAAUUUACAGUCUGGUUUUUA